Molecule: messenger RNA, 4233 nt
Organism: Saitoella complicata NRRL Y-17804
Lineage: Eukaryota; Fungi; Ascomycota; Saitoellomycetes; Saitoellales; Saitoellaceae
Product: Nucleoporin2-domain-containing protein
Exons: 2
Coding region: 232-4233 (1333 amino acids)
Biological process (GO): RNA export from nucleus; post-transcriptional tethering of RNA polymerase II gene DNA at nuclear periphery; protein import into nucleus
Cellular component (GO): nuclear pore cytoplasmic filaments; nuclear pore
Molecular function (GO): structural constituent of nuclear pore
Source: RefSeq, a predicted model, not a curated record
AACAACCAGCAGAAGCCAGCAACCACUGGCUUCGGCGGGUUCGGUGCUAGUACCACCCCAGCUGCCCCCGGAGCCACAAGCAGUCCCUUCUCCUUCGGUGGUGCCGCCGCAACGAACAACACUGCUACCACUAGUCCGUUCGGAGCGAAGCCUGCGGGUACGGGAACGGGGUUGUUUGGUAACACUACCUCCACUACUACUCCUGCCACUGGUGGUGGCUUGUUUGGCAAUAUGAGUACUAAUACUGCUGCUCCUGCUACGGGUGGUGGUCUAUUUGGAAAUACCGCUACUAAUAUUACGGCGCCUGUUACUGGUGGGUUAUUUGGGAAUACGGCGACGGCUGCGCCUGCGACUGGGGGGCUCUUUGGAAACACGAACACCAACAAUACCUCUGGCGGGUUGUUUGGUCAGAAGCCGGCUGCGCCUGGAUUGGGUAUGAGCACUGGUGGAGGACUCUUUGGUGGUGGAAACACCCUGGGACAGACCCAGCAGCCUCAGCAACCUGCCGCGAACCCGUUCGCUAUUUUCGGUAGCUCUCAGCCGCAGGGACAACAGCUUACUGCUUCUGUUGACUCUAACCCCUAUGGUGUGAACCCGUUGUUUAUGACUUCGCAGCCCCCGGUCCCCCCUGUCGUCAACAACACCCACUUGAGCUACAACAACCGUGGCUACACCGGUUACAACGCCUACAGCCUCAACGGUUCUGUUUACAGCGAUGGACCCCUUCCACCCAUCGCUUCCCCCAUCAUCAACAUUAAGCAGCAGAAGAAGAGGGCGGAUUUGCCUGAUUAUCUUCUUCACCCUACUCGGUACAUGUACGCUUCUCCUCGUCGCGACCCGGUUAACCCACUUCUUCGUCCCAAUGGACAGUAUACGUCAGAUAAACAGGAGUUGUUCAACAAUGUGGGGAAGGUUCUUCUCAGCCCUACUGCGUUUGCUCCUAGGGCUACGUUGAAGAGGUUGACGAUCGAGAGGAAGGUUACCGCUGCUGAUCUCCUUACUGGUGGUCUUGGUGCGAAGGCGGGCGAUGAGGAGAAGGCUGAGGACGCUGCUGAGACAACUGAGAAGGCUGCUGAGGAGACUCCGAAGAAGGAUCAGGCUCAGGCGAACGUUGCUAGUCGGCCUUUCCGUUCCAGCACGAGCUCCAGGCUGACAAGCUUUGAGGGCAAGACUGCUGAGCCGGAGGUUCAGACUCCGAAGAAGCCUGAGACUACUGAGGACGUCGCUAAGUACAAGAGUCCUGCGACUAACGCUGAGUCCAAGGAGGUCGACGAUGAGGGUGUUUACUGGACUUCGCCUCCUUUGUCUGUCUUGUUUGACUUGCCUCGCGAGAAGCUCGAGAAGGUCAAGAACUUUAAGGUCGGUCGUCGCGGUUAUGGUCAGGUUAGCUUCAACGAGCCUGUGGAUCUUACUACUGUUGCUCGCCUUGAAGACAUCCCUGGAGGCAUCGUCAUCUUUGACCACAAGAUCUGUACCGUCUACCCUGACGAGGAGGACAAGCCUGAGGAGGGCAAGGGCAUGAACGUCCCUGCUACUUUAACUUUAGAGAAGUGCUGGCCUUUGUCCAGGGAGACUAGGUCUCCUUUGAAGGACCCCGAACACCCGCGAGUUCAGCAGCACGUCAACCGUCUCAAGAGGAUGGCUGAGACUGAGUUUGUAGAGUAUGUUGCCGAUAACGGUUACUGGGUGUUCAAGGUCAAGCACUUCUCCACGUACGGUAUCGUGAACGAUGAGUUUGAGAAGAUGGAUGAAACUCCUCGUGGUCCGUCCGGUCUUGGUGCCGAUAUGUCCAUGGAUGUCGAUGAUGACAUGGACCCUGAGGACACCUUCGCUUUCCGCAAGUCCACUGGACUCAGUCGUGCACCGGGCGCUUUCCCGGGAUCGUGGAGUGAGCAGCCUGAAGCCGAAGAGGAGCCCAUCGAGGAGGACUCCGCUGAGGCUGCUGAUAUCCUGCCAUCCGAUGAGGAGAUGGAGGAGGAAGUUGUCGACGAGACCAUCAACCCUGUAGAGGACGUUCCGGAAGCUGUCGCUGACGAGGGUUCCUCGUCCGAGGACGAGCCUAUGCCAGCAGCGGAGGGGGCACCCACCAACACUCUUCGUGCCCCCAAGGGACGCAACUGGGCUGAGCAGCUCGGCUUCUCCGUCGAGCGCUCCAACCUCUUGAGGCGUGAAUUCUCCACCAAGAAAGACGUGAAGCCCCCGCGCUUUGAGCAAAACAAGACCUACGGAUGGCAAGAAUUGGAAAAUGAUCUCUAUGGAGCAGCCGAGACUCGUCCAUUGUCUAAGGCUUUGCUGAAGAUUUUCGACAAAGAUGGAAAGAAGAGGGGGUCGACGGCACUUCGGUGGGGUCCGGGUGGUGUGCUGCUCCGCAGUAAACUCAAGAAGGACUCGUCGCAGGUCGAUAUGGUCAAGGUUCCUGUUGUUGUUGUUGACGACGUGAAGGUUGAGCGUGAACGUGCGAUUGCUACGUUACUCACCCAACUCAACUCUUCCGAGAUCACCGUCGAACGCGGCGUCCCCGCUGCUUUCCCUUCCUUUAACUUGGGAUGCAAGACUUUCGACGAAGCUUUCUCAUCAAACUCCUCAAUCCCUUCUCAGGAGUUGCAGAUGUGGAAGCUGGCCACGAUCUUGUUUGACGACAUUAUGGUCGAUUUGUCUGGUUUGGAGGACUUUUCUCAGGUGCAGGUGCUUAAGGACCUUCGGAAGGCUGCCUUGUCUGAGUGGUUGAAGAACGUCGUGGCUGAGAGCGUGGCCAAAAAUGUCGAGGCCGCCAAUAGCCCUGCCGAGGCUAUCUUCGCUCACUUGACCGGUAACUGUGUUGAGCAAGCCACUGCUACAGCUAUUGCCAACAAUGAUCCACGUCUUGCGACUUUGAUCACUCUCAUCGGAGGCGACUCCCACUUUCGCAGAUCUAUCAAGAACCAAUUGGAUGAUUGGCGGGAGAAGCGCGUACUCCGUGAAAUCGGUCCCCAGUACCGCAAGAUCUACGAAUUGCUCGCGGGGAACACAGGCGUCUCAGCCGAGUUGCGAGGCGAGAAAGAGGAUUAUGCACCAGAACUUUGCGUGAGUGAGGGUCUUGACUGGAAGAGGGCUUUUGCGCUGCAUUUGUGGUAUGGGACUUUUGAGGAUUGGCCAAUUGAGGAUGCUGUCGGGUCUUUUGAGGAGUCGUUUAAGACUAUUUCGUCGGUUGCGAAGCCGUUGCCUAAGCAUGGUGGGAAGGAGUACGACAUCAUGUUUCAGCUUCUUAAGGUCUACCAGGACGCGGAGUACAAACUCGAGGACGUACUGCAAUCGCGAGCCUUCAGUGAAUCUUUCCUCGAUUCACGCCUCCCGUGGCAUCUUUACAUGCUGUUGUCACGUGUAAAGCGCAUACGUGACUUCAGUGACCGUCUUGAGGUUCCUGCUGAUGUUCUCGCCAAACAGCCACACGCAGAGGGAACCUCCGCUGCCGCUGAUCAGUUGGCUCUUGCCUACUCAUCGCAGUUGGAGGCAAUUGGUAUGUGGCAAUGGGCGAUCUUCGUGAUGUUGCAUCUCGAGACUCCUGCGGCGCGGGAAAGUGCAAUCAGAGACAUCCUCGCGCGCCAUUUCGGGGAGUUGUCCACAGAGGACGAAGCCGGCGUCAGCCUAUUCCUCACAGAAAAGCUCAAAAUCCCACCCGUCUGGAUUUUGGAAGCGAAAGCCCUCCACGCCCGCUACGAACAGGACUUCCAAUCCGAGGCUACGCACCUCCUCGCCGCAAAACGCUGGACCGAGGCACACAAGACAAUCAUGAACCACAUCGCCCCUGCAGCCGUUAUCGCGAACGAACUCGACCGUCUCCGUGAGUUACUUGCGAAAUUUGAGAAUGUUGAUGGUGUUAAGGGAUGGGAGUUUGGAGGUCAGGUUUAUUUGGAUUAUAUCAAUCUGGUACAACCUGUCCCCAUCGCAUUCCGUCCGGCGGCGCAGGGGCUACCGACGGCGAAUUCGCACGCGGAUAUUUCUCGUCGAUUACUCUUUUCCCUACCCCAGUUGAAGGCGAGGGUGUUUGAGCAGAGGGUUGCGAAGUGUGAGAUGAGUGCGUGUUUGGCGAGGAGUGUGCAGGCGGAGAAGGCGAUGGGAGGUGAGGAGAAGGUGGGGGUGUUGAGGUUGGCGUUGGUUGAGGAUGAGGUGUUUGGGCAGGUGGUCAAGUUGGCGGCGGGGUUUUAUGGGGAGACGUUGGAUUCGCAGCCUGUGCCCGUAGAAGAGGGUCAGUAG